AUGGAGGAGCUGGUAGGGCUGCGGGAGGGCUCCUCCGGGAACCCUGUGACUCUUCAGGACCUGUGGGGCCCAUGUCCUCGCAUCCGCAGAGGCAUCCGAGGUGGCCUGGAGUGGCUAAAGCAGAAGCUGUUCCGUGUGGGUGAGGACUGGUACUUCCUGAUGACCCUCGGGGUGCUCAUGGCCCUGAUCAGCUUCACCAUGAGCUUCAUCGUUCGGCGUGUGGUCCAAGCACACAAGUGGCUGUACCGGGAGAUUGGGAACAGCCACCUGCUCCGGUAUCUCUCCUGGACCGUGUAUCCGGUGGCCUUGGUCUCCUUCUCUUCGGGCUUCUCACAGAGCAUCACACCCUCCUCAGGAGGUUCUGGAAUCCCGGAGCUGAAGACCAUCUUGUCGGGCGUGAUCUUGGAGGACUACCUGGAUAUUAAGAACUUCGGGGCCAAGGUGGUGGGCCUCACCUGCACCCUGGCCACCGGCAGCACCAUCUUCCUAGGCAAAGUGGGCCCCUUCGUGCACCUGUCUGUGAUGAUCGCUGCCUACCUGGGCCGUGUGCUCACCAAGACCACUGGGGAGUCUGAGAACAAGAGCAAGCAAAACGAAUUGCUGGUGGCCGGGGCGGCAGUGGGCGUGGCCACAGUCUUUGCUGCUCCCUUCAGCGGCGUCCUAUUCAGCAUCGAGGUCGUCUCUUCCCACUUCACCGUCUGGGAUUACUGGAGGGGCUUCUUCGCUGCCACCUGUGGUGCCUUCAUGUUCCGCCUCCUGGCGGUCUUCAAUAGCGAGCAGGAGACCAUCACCUCUCUCUAUAAGACCAACUUCCGAGUGGACAUCCCCUUUGACCUGCCGGAAAUCUUCUUUUUUGUGGUGCUGGGGGCCAUCUGCGGCAUCCUGAGCUGCGCCUACCUCUUCUGUCAGCGAGAGUUCCUCAACUUUGUCAAGAUCAAUCCCAUCACCUCCAAACUGCUGGCCACCAGCAAGCCUCUGUACUCUGCCCUGGCCGCCUUGCUUCUUGCCUCCAUCACCUACCCCCCCGGCCUGGGCCGCUUCAUGGCUUCUCGGCUGUCCAUGGAGGAGCACCUGGACUCACUGUUUGACAACAACUCGUGGGCGCUGAUGACCCGGAACUCGUCCCCGCCCUGGCCCACGGAACCUGACCCCCAGAACCUGUGGUUCGAGUGGUACCACCCGCGGUUCACCAUCUUUGGGACCCUUACCUUCUUUCUGGUUAUGAAGUUCUGGAUGCUGAUUCUGGCCACCACGAUCCCCAUACCUGCCGGGUAUUUCCUGCCUGUGUUCAUCUUCGGAGCUGCCACCGGGCGCCUCAUAGGGGAGAUCCUCUCUUUUGCUUUCCCUGAGGGCAUCGUGGCCGGAGGAGCCACCAACCCCAUCAUGCCUGGAGGCUAUGCCUUGGCAGGGGCUGCGGCCUUCUCAGGGGCCGUGACCCACUCCAUCUCAACGGCGCUGCUGGCCUUUGAGAUGACCGGCCAGAUCGUGCACGCGUUGCCCAUACUGAUGGCAGUGCUGAUGGCCAAUGCCAUCGCCCAGAGCUUCCAGCCCUCCUUCUACGAUGGCACCAUUAUUGUCAAGAAGCUGCCGUAUCUUCCAUGGAUCCGGUGCCGAAAAAUCAGCUCUCACCGUGUCAUUGUGGAGCACUUCAUGAACUGUACCAUCACCACGCUGGCCAAGGACAUGCCACUGGAGGAGGUGGUCAAGGUCGUGACCUCCACAGACUUGGCCGAGUACCCCCUGGUGGAGAGCACAGAUUCUCAGAUCCUGGUGGGUACCCUGCGAAGGGCCCACUUGGUGCAGGCUCUCCAGGCUGAGCCACCCUCUUGGGCACCAGGGCACCAGUGGUGUCUCCAGGACAUCUUGACUCGGGGCUGCCCCACGGAGCCAGUGACCCUGCAGCUGUCCCCGGAGACUUCCCUGCACCAGUCCCUCUUCGUGACGUCCCAGGGCAGAGCCGUGGGCUCCGUGUCUUGGGUGGAGUUGAAGAAAGUAAUUUCCAACCUGACAAACCCACCGGCUCCAAAGUGA
Messenger RNA from Pteropus alecto (black flying fox), 2031 nucleotides. RefSeq names its product chloride channel protein ClC-Kb. Gene Ontology annotation, cellular component: membrane. The record is from RefSeq and is a predicted model, not a curated record. Gene Ontology annotation, biological process: transmembrane transport; chloride transport. The coding region runs from base 1 to 2031 and encodes 676 amino acids. Gene Ontology annotation, molecular function: voltage-gated chloride channel activity. The transcript is spliced from 19 exons. Lineage: Eukaryota; Metazoa; Chordata; Mammalia; Chiroptera; Pteropodidae.